This is a messenger RNA of Scleropages formosus (Asian bonytongue), 3682 nucleotides long. RefSeq names its product protein ABHD1-like. The transcript is spliced from 9 exons. Lineage: Eukaryota; Metazoa; Chordata; Actinopteri; Osteoglossiformes; Osteoglossidae. Bases 646 to 1863 code for a protein of 405 amino acids. Gene Ontology annotation, molecular function: acetylesterase activity; monoacylglycerol lipase activity. The record is from RefSeq and is a predicted model, not a curated record. Gene Ontology annotation, biological process: medium-chain fatty acid biosynthetic process; medium-chain fatty acid catabolic process.
UGUAUGUUACGUCAUCCACGGACGUUCUUCGCCAUCUCUGCCGGCACUAGGAGCAUCAUUAAGUUUCGAAGACGGAGAAAUUGGCGAAAACUGAAUUUUAGAAACAUACGAAUCCGGUCAGCGAGGAGCUGCCAGUGUUAUACUGUAGAUGUUUCGUGUUAAGGCAGGUUUUCAGACAGCUACAUUUUCGAUUUCUGUGUUUUUGGCUAGCGAGCGACACUGAGUCUGACUACGUCUUUAUUCAUUUCUAUGUUCGCUUCUGACAGCUGGAGGGAGUACUGACCACAAUAGUUGGGCCUAUGAAGUAAAGCUAGGCGUGGAAGAGUAGUGUACAGUCCAGACGGAGGCUCGCUAGUAGCAGUUGUAAACACUCGGUGUGUUGUUGUAGCUCAGUAGGCCGCAUCAUUGCAUGAUCAUCAUCGCGCUUCCGUUUUAAUUCUUUAGUCCUCAUAAGUCAGAUGUUUGCCUUUUCAUAACGUGGCAACUGGUCGGCAGUUGGAUAUUUUAUUUCGUUAAUUUUCGGGCGACUAACACUAGAAGAGCAGUUCUGUAAGGCAGGUUGACCGGUGUCCUCCACAGUCCGUUCCACCGCUCCAUAAUCCGCUCCACCGCUUCGCUCCGCCCCGCCUUCAUCGAUCGGCCGUCAUGCUGCUCUUACACAACGAGCUGUGGAAAGCGAGCGUGGAUUUCCUCUCCAGGCCGUGUACUGUGGUUGUUGGAGCCAUCACCGCCGUGAUUUAUUACCUGUGGGGUUGUGAAGGACAGACUCCAAUCCUGGUGUGCAGCAGUGGCUUUCGUUCCUUCCUGGAGCGCCACUGCCCCGCGGUGAUUGAGAGGUUCUGCCCCACACCUUGGUGUUGGGGUGGCCGGCUGCAAACACUUGUCCGUGUGAUUAUCAAGUCCGGUCCUCCUGUUGUCUACAGAAAUGAGCUAAUCCGAACAAAAGACGGCGGCCAGAUCUCCCUGGACUGGGUGGACAAUUCGAAGAGUGAAGCAUACCCUGACUCCUCCUCCAGACCCACAGUCCUGAUUCUCCCAGGACUUACGGGCAACAGCAAACAGACGUACGUCUUGCACGCUGUGAGCCAGGCAACACGUCGUGGAUACAGGUCUGUUGUCUUUAAUAACAGAGGUUUUGGAGGGGAGGAGUUACUGACUCCCAUCACAUUUUCUGCGGCAGACACGUCGGACUUGGAGUGGGUCAUUCGUCAUGUCAAGCAGCGGUUCCCACAGGCACCCUUGCUUGGCACUGGAGUCUCUCUGGGAGGGAUUCUGCUGCUGAACUACCUGGCUCGCAAGGGCAGUGAGGCUGACCUCCUUGCAGGGAUCACCAUGUCUGUCAGCUGGGACACCCUGGAGUCCUGUGCCUCCCUGGAGCAGCCAGUUAACAAGCUCCUGUUCAACCGUCACUUGACAUCAAACCUAUGCAAGGCCAUCAGCAGACACAGGAAGGUGCUGGAGGCUGUGGUGGAUGUGGAUCAUGUGAUAAAGGCACGGACAAUUCGGGAGUUUGAUGAGCGCUACACCUCUGUGAUGUUUGGCUACAAGUCAUGCCGAGACUACUACCAGGAUGCUAGUCCUGGGUACAAGCUGCCUCAGACCGCUGUGCCUGUGCUGUGCCUUAAUGCUGCUGAUGACCCCUUUUCCCCCAAACAUGCUAUCCCUGUGGCACUGGCUCAGAGCUUGCCCAAUGUUGCCCUGGUUGUGACGGCUCACGGAGGGCACAUUGGCUACCUGGAGGGUCUCUUUCCUCGUGGGGAAGGCUACAUGGACCGCCUCUUCGGGCAGUUCAUUCAAGCAGUGUUUGACCACCCAGGUGAUCUGAAGAGGGCUUGUGAGGUCAAAGAGAACCUCACUGACUGAAGGCCUUCCUUGUCAGCUGAGUCACAUGUUGUGGUCAGUAAUUUUCUUUUCCUGUGGCCUAGAGGCCUUUGACCAGUUGCCUCAUUACUCACCUCUCACAUACACUAAACAUAUACCUCACGUUCUCAGACUACAAACACCACCACAUCUUUUGGUAGCUGAAGUAAAGAUGAAUGUAAUGGCAAGCGAUCAUUUAACCCCCUUCUUUAGACAGCUAAGCAGCCCUGCUUAAUUUGUAGUGAAUUUACUGUAAUAGAAUAAUUUUGUUAUUAAUAUGGAGUUCAUAUAGAUGCUGUUAGAUGUUGUCUUUUAAUAUUGUAAUGAAAACUUGAAGAAAGUCCCAUUUGGCCCCUCUGAUGGUUACUGGAAAGGUGACAAGACUUGUGUCUUCAUUGUGCUAAAAGCAGUGCUGUUUUUCUUCACUUUAUCACAAGGUUUGUAUUAACUGGAGAAGUUUCCGGUGAAUUCUUGGUGGUCUUUUUUCCUCAGGUGGAACAAACAAUUUUUUUUUUUUUUUUUUUUUUUUUUUUUUUUUUAAUGACAAUGCUUGACUAAAGUUCUCUUGCAAGCUGAAGUUUGUAAUUUGUCACGUUUGUGCACUAAGUUGUUGCAGCUCACCCAAAAGCACCAGCUAAGUUAAAAUAAUGAUGUAGAACCUGACAGUGGACAGCUGAGCCACUAUGUUCUGUCCCAAUGUGCACCCUGUACAACUAGCUGGUGUACAGUCAUCCUGCAGUUUGAUAUUUUCACCACCUCCCCUAGGAUUUGCAUGGAAAAACAUUUCCAAGCACUUCUUUACAGCUUCUGACAUGAAGUAGUGUUUGAUAACCACUCGAUACUGUGAACACUUUUUGUAUUCCAGCUGAGGCCUGCUGUUGUGACAGACCAGAAUAAACAAAGGGAUCUUGAUUACCACAUCAGCCAAUACCUGUCAAAUACCUCAUGCUAGGAUCUGUAGGAAUGGAACAUUAAGUGAGAAGACCUCUUAUUACCUUAUCAGUAUAGAAAGUGUUGCAUGUAUAACAGAACAUCUUAAGUAUAUGUAUUUUGUGCAACUCCCUGGUUGCUAUUUUUAUCAUUUUUGAGUGAGUUGCACAUUAACAUCUAGAUAUACUGUAUUACUGGAGCAGUUUGUGUACCUUUUACAAAGAAACUAGUCAGGAUUCCUCCUGGAACUUAACCAGCGAUUUUUCAGGUUACAGCCUUGUGUCCUUAACCACUACUGUUCCUGCUCAUAGAGUCCAGUCAUAUUACAGAAGUGAUAUUUUCCAGUGAAGCUGCAUAUAUCAUGUACACAACCAUACAUUUCUUUUCAGUGAUUGAAUUCUGUGAUCUGAAGUAUGUUCUUUAAUGCACAUUGCUCCAUGUUUACAAAGAUCAAGAUCCUACAGAGCCUUGAUGGGACAUUCAAAGUCUCACCUUCGAUUAGGGUGGCUGUUUCCUUUCUUUCCUUGGGCUUGCAGUAUUUUAAGAAAGUGACUGAAAAUAUCAUAUACAAAUUCCAUACCUGCUGGAUUAUUUGCCUUUACAGUACUGUAUGCAAUUUUUGACAGAUGUAUAAUGUAUUUUAUAUAUAUAUAAAUACACAGAAAGAGAAGUAAAAAUUUUUUUGUGAUUUGUUACUCUCAACUGUCUUUGCCAAUUGAGUGUUCUGCGUGAAUAAGAAAUGGAAUUGAUAUUCCUUGCACUGAAUUUUGAAAUCUUGAUUUUAUUUGUGAUGUACCUAUGAGGAUUAUAAACUUCCAUCUGAUUGGGCUGAUAUGUCUCCUGGUGUAAAUGGUUGUUAGUUGCCUGCAUGAUAUAUCAGAUUAGGUGAUAA